Molecule: messenger RNA, 683 nt
Organism: Drosophila persimilis
Lineage: Eukaryota; Metazoa; Arthropoda; Insecta; Diptera; Drosophilidae
Exons: 2
Coding region: 16-642 (208 amino acids)
Source: RefSeq, a predicted model, not a curated record
CGAAAGGUUUCUGCCAUGAGACUGUUGCUUCUCUGUGUACUCGUCUGUUGGCUCUUUUCCCACACCGAGAACAGAAGGAACUAUGGUCGGAAUCUGGCCUGCUUGACACACAACUUGUACAAGCACGAGAGUUCCUGUCCCGGGCCGCGGCGCAUCUUCUAUGCCUUCCAUCGCAUCAUCUUCAAUUGCACGAAGGUGUUCACCAAAUGCCCCAAGAUCCACAGGCACAACGAGUACACCACCCUGAAGCGCUGCCAGGAUGACUGCUACUUUCAUAUGAUAAUCCCGACCACACCGAAGCCAGCCAAUAGCUCGGGCAAUGGCACCACUAAUGGCACCACCGAUGGCGCCGCUGGAGGGGGCGCAAACGCAGGAGCUGCCACUGGGGAUGGGAAGAAGGAUGAGAAGGAUGAGAAGAAGGAUGAGAAGAAGGAUGAGAAGAAGGAUGAGAAGAAGGAUGAGAAGAAGGAUGAGAAGAAGGAUGAGAAAAAGUCCGACUUUGAUGCAGAAGCCCUUAUGCGUGCGAAUCCCUACAAAUUUGUGGGUCGCAAGGGUGAUGGCAAAAAUCAAAUGAAAACCCAGUCACGUGUCCAAAGUAACGUAGCUGAAAGGCGUAGAAGAAGGUCUCGACGGUAUCAUUAGAUUUCCACAUUAAAUGCAAUUAAAUGGAAAUGCAGAUCUAA